GCGAUCUUGACCAGACGGAUGACGUUGGAUACCAUAGAAACGCGACGCUCUCCUCAAAUGACAAUGAAUGAGCUGGAUGAAAAAUAACACUUUAUUCUUGCGAUAAAAACAAGGGGAAAGAUGUCCCACAAAGCCGUUAAAGUGAUCGUUGAGCUUCACCUGAGGGCGGUUACCUGUCCAGGGGUGCAUUUACCAGACAAAGAUGAUGUGUACGUCAGUGUGUGUCUUAUAAACCAAUACAGAAAAUCUGAAUGUCUUCCUGCAAUCUUUCCAUUAUUAAUUCGGGAGAAAAUGAGGUUUGAAAAGGUACUAAAGUAUGUCACUGAUCCUGCAGAAAUAGCUGAAUUCUUACAAUGUGAAACAGUGAAAGUUGAACUCAUUCAGUUGAUCCCUCCAUCUGGAAGAAUACUGGCCAGUUUUGAAGAAGAUGCUCGCAGUUUUCUUUUCCCGGAGCCGAAGCUGGUGCCAUCUUUCUCCGGAGUAGAGAGAGAGUUAUUAAUGACACGAGAUCCUGCUUUUCCUGGUAUCUCUCCAAGGUUAGAAUUUUCUACCAAGACCACAAUCAGUCAAAUCUCUAAUAGAGAUGGAUUACAGAGUUGUCCUGCGAGGGCUAUGACAAAAAAGAGGAAGAAGAAGGUUCGGCAGCAGGGUAGUGCUGUAUCCCAAAGGCGUCUAACUUCUCCACAGAGGCAAAGAGGACUCUGGGAUAGAGACAAGGUCCCGGAUGGGGACUCCUCAGACACGGAUAAUCUCCUUGACUAUGCCGCGGAAGUGGGCAAACGCCAUUCCCGUAUGGAAUAUGAGGGCUCUUCCAUCCCAAGUCACUCCAGCAGGGAAUGCCAGAAACACAAUGGAUCUCUCCUGGGAUCUCCUAAUAGGUGGGAGGAGGUUCAAGAACGGGUUCAGAGCCUUUUAAUAUCUCCUAAAGCAGUCUGCAGACUAGCCUGUGGUGCCACUGACUCUGAGAUUGAUGAAGUAUUAAUACGAAGAGCUAUUGUGGCACACUCAUGCCCAUUCUAAGGGUGAAGGAUAAAGAAGUGGUUUUGUAGAGCAUCCGUGAAUCAUAUCCAAUUGAGUUGUGAGUGUGUUCUUGUUUUUAGUUUGUAGUUGCAUUGAAAGUCACGUAUUCCUUGAAUAGCUUGCUUAUAUCCUGAGUGACUUAACAAAAAACAAAACAGACCUUUGUGACAAUAAAUGGUCUUAUUUUACGUUUUUA
Messenger RNA from Misgurnus anguillicaudatus (oriental weatherfish), 1216 nucleotides. RefSeq names its product spermatogenesis associated 6-like (gene spata6l). The record is from RefSeq and is a predicted model, not a curated record. Gene Ontology annotation, molecular function: myosin light chain binding. Gene Ontology annotation, biological process: spermatogenesis. Gene Ontology annotation, cellular component: sperm head-tail coupling apparatus. NCBI's taxonomy places the organism in Eukaryota, Metazoa, Chordata, Actinopteri, Cypriniformes, Cobitidae.